GCGUAUGUCGACAACAACCUCAUUGGUACCGGGAAGAUCUCGAAGGCGGCCAUCUUGGGCCAAGCCGGAGGUGUAUGGGCAGCUUCCCCAGGUUUCACUCUCUCCACGGAGGAGCAAGCGGCGGUCGUACGGGCAUUCUCCAAGCCCGAUGAGGCCCAAGCGAAUGGCAUCCGUCUCGCCGGUCAGAAGUUCUUCACUCUUUCAGCUAACGAUCGCAGUAUCUACGGCAAGAAGGGGGGCGAUGGUGCCAUCCUAGUUAAGACGAAACAGGCGGUGCUCGUCGCGGAGUACACUGCACCUGUCCAGGCACCCGAAGCAACGCCUAUAGUCGAGAACCUGGCCGACUACCUUAUUGGUGUCGGUUACUAG
This is a messenger RNA of Dichomitus squalens LYAD-421 SS1, 369 nucleotides long. RefSeq names its product profilin. Gene Ontology annotation, molecular function: actin monomer binding. NCBI's taxonomy places the organism in Eukaryota, Fungi, Basidiomycota, Agaricomycetes, Polyporales, Polyporaceae. The transcript has 3 exons. The record is from RefSeq and is a predicted model, not a curated record. Gene Ontology annotation, cellular component: cell cortex. The annotation marks the transcript as partial.